This is a messenger RNA of Entelurus aequoreus (snake pipefish), 663 nucleotides long. Its product is annotated as tetraspanin-1-like. NCBI's taxonomy places the organism in Eukaryota, Metazoa, Chordata, Actinopteri, Syngnathiformes, Syngnathidae. The record is from RefSeq and is a predicted model, not a curated record. Gene Ontology annotation, cellular component: membrane. Bases 280 to 663 code for a protein of 127 amino acids. The transcript has 4 exons.
AAAGCAGCCACACAAGACGCACCUGAGAACACCCACUGUCGCCUGUAUUGGCUUUGGCCACGCCCACUUUCUAUUAUCUUCCACAGCGGCCUCAGGAGAUGAAGUCACAUAAUCCACGAUCCCCACCCAAGGUGGUUGCAGUGCUGUUUGGAUACUCACAGAAAGAAGUAUUAUGUACACACUUUGUCAACGGAACCCGCUGGAGAUCAAAUCUGUGCCAAUCUCACACCAAAGUGACUCCCAGAAACGACUUUAAUAAUCAUAACGGAUAGAUGAAAAAUGGGCUGCUUCACGUUGGUCAAAGGGAUGAUGGUCUUCUUCAACUUGCUGAUUAUUCUGGGGGGUCUGACCUUGCUGGCCAUGGGAAUCUGGGCCAGUGUGGACGAGGGGACCUACCUUCAGCUGCUGGACCCUUUCUCCAGCCGUGGCCUGCAGCAAGUCAACGUUGGCUUUUUCUGCAUCGCCCUCGGAGCCUUUCUCUUGGUGCUGGGACUGCUGGGCUGCUGCGGCGCUGGCAAGGAGAGCAAAUGUCUGCUGCUCACGUUCUUCUCCAUCAUCCUGGUGCUUUUCAUCGCUGAGCUCGCAGCUGCUGUCGUCGCUCUGACCUAUUCCUCAUUUGUACGUUCCUCCUGUUUGAUCCCGUCCAGCACACAUGUACUUUGA